GAUUGACAGUUAACUGAAUGUUUUCGAUUUUUGAUUUUUCACGCUUGGAUUUUUUCUGUGCUGGAACUUUCGAAUAAAAAAUUGUAAUUACACAGAAAAUUUUAUGAAGUUAACUAAUUGUGAAGGAUACGAGUGUUGAAGUCGGAAGAUCUAUACCAUUAAAGCCAUGGCAAGCUGGGCCAAUCGUCCACCGAUCGGAGAUGGUUCUUUCUCGGGCGCCUCCAAUAACAACCCCGCCUCGGUUCGAAAGAAGUGGAAUCUUGAAGAUAAAAAAUCCUUGCGGAAUCUAAAGUACCAUUUCGCCGAGGACGGGUGCUCGGAAGUUCAGUACACGUUGGCGAAACAGCUAUUGGAAGAAAACGCUGAAACCGAUCCGGCUCACAAUCAUGCUCAAGGUGUGCACUGGUUGCUUCGGGCCGCUCAGCAAGGUCACGAGCAAGCGAUUGGUUUGCUCAACGAUUGCUACCGGAGCGGGCGCGGAAUCAACGAAGCUAACGAGGAAGAUGUGAGAAGUUGCUUGGCGAUGAGUCCCGGAGAACGAUCUGCACGGCGUGCGGCACAGGAGCUGUUCGCCUCUUUAUCCAAUGGUGAGGAGUACGUAACAGCGGCACAGCUCGAAAAACGUAUGCGCGAGAUUUACAAGCUGGAUAAGAAGCGAAAACGUACACGACCGGAUGGGGCGGAAGCAGGGGAGGAUCGAGUUCAAGCUAGUCCUGACAGAAAUGGUUCAUUUAGUGGUAGCCGUCUGAAUCGAAGCUCUGGGCAAUUUCAUCCGGUCAAUCAUAUUUCGGAGGCCAAUCUGUUGUCAGCGGCUGUGAACUAUUCUAACGGAAGGUUACCUUUGGUCAGCAAUGCUUUAACGCUAUCCGUGCCAAACCCUCAGAGCUUGGACCACGUGCCUUGCUUCCACAGGCCGUUUUUCCAUCCGAUAAUGUUUUUCUCGCUGUUGUACCACCGAUUGUUAGCAAUGAUUGCAGGAUUUCCUGGUUCCGGAUUCAAUGGACUACAACUAGUCCUACUUUUGGUCGCUUACUCACUAUUUGCGAGUGAAAACUUGUUCACAUUGGUGCCCGUAACAGCGUUUUAUGUGAGUUUGAUUGUGAUGGUUUUGUGCAGCUUCAAAAUGCUGAAAUCCAAACACGAUUUCAUUGAUUUUCGUAUGUGGUCGGGAUUGUUCCUGCGGUAUGGCGAUGAGCAUCUCAAUACGGAUGACUCGGAAAACCAGUUUCUUCGCAACAAUCUUCGGCCGUAUCUGUACUUUUUUGUGGCGUUCUUCGUCAACAUGAUGCUCCAGCCUAACAUCAACGAUCAGUGGCUACCAUUUUCGGAAAUCACCGUGGUGGCGUUCAUGUUGACUUUUGUCACCAUGCUAGCAUUCAUGUACACCUCGCGGGGUCCGUUUCCGGACUAUUUGAUCCUGUUCUCAUUCGGGCUAAACGUGCUGGCCAAGUAUCCGUACGAGAUGGAUUCGGUCGUGACGACCGGGUGGCGGUUUUUGGAUUUGAAAGUUCCAGCCUUCUCAACGUUCGUCAUUGGAAAUGGGAUCGAGUUCUGUUUAAACUGUCGAGCGUUGCUGUACCUGAUCAUCCCAGCGUUUCUGACCUUCAUUGCACGCAGAAAUAGCUGGCGCGGAAUUUACCAGUAUCUGAUUCCGCACUGCGUGACCCUGGCGUGGCUGCAGAUCUGCAUCAUCGGUUCACAGUCCGCAACGAUGUUCGGUUUGGUUCGUGGCGCGUUAGGGCUUUCGGGAUUGCUGCUCUUUCUGCCUCUGUUUGGCAUAGUGACUCUUCUGAUCCCGGUGUUUGCUGCAAUCGAGUGGCUCUCACUUACCGAUUCCACGGUUCGCUUGUGGUCAUCAAUAAGUGCAGGUAUUGUAGCGAUCCUCAUUUCGUUCUACAUGGCAGCAUCGAGACGAACCGAGAAGUAUAUCACGUUCCUGCAGAUAUCGAUUUGUGUUGUGGCGACCGUUUUCCUAACCCUGCCCCACAUGAUGUCCAACUUUGAAACGCUCCAUGCCGCGGAAGCGGGACUGUACGAAUCGAGUACCAUUUCCUCACCAGGUGGAGCCGAAAGUCAAAACAUGCCACCGAACAGCCUAAGCUGGGAAUCUUACUACAAAUUUUGCCAUCAGCCGGCUUGGGAUCGUUUGGGGAACAAAAUAAAAACCCAGCUAAGGUGCGCUCAUCUGGACGGUACUGCCGUACGUUGGGAGGGCAAUGUAGUCGAUCUGGAAAUAGUCAGUCGAAAAAAUUGGCGAGCGGAUUUCAUCCAAAGUUAUGUACCAAAAUUUCUAACAGAUCGUGUCGCGUGUUUCUACGGUGAACGUGUUGAGCCUGAGUGUGGCCCAGUUGAGGACCCUCAACACUGCGAAGAGAUGAAGAGCUUCAUGCAACAGCAGUCUCGCUGCCACUUGGACAAAUGGACCACCUACGAGUACGAACUCAAAGUACGCAUGCCGUCGUUGGGACUUCUGUCGAAACCAGCGGAGAUCGUCCUGAAGGCGCAACACGCGUUCGGCAACUUCACCCAAGGUUUGAACAACAGCGACCGGAUUUGGUUUAUAGGAAUACUGCGCAACUUCCUGAAGCCAACAUCACCGGUGCACGGUCACGGGACCGGCGAUCCUUCCGACAGUGGCAACUUCGAUAACGAUUUGCACAUGGAUUUGGGCGAUGGUUCAGGAACGAGCAGUCGAUCUGAUCGGAGUAAUAUGCGCUUGGGGCGGAAGAAUCCGCUGAUUGAACUGCUUUCGAUUGGCUGCAUAAACUGUCAGAAUCGCGAUCUGUCGGCGAUGCACAUGUCCGAGGGAUUGAAGGUGAAUGCGCGGAUGCGUGAUUUGCUGCGUGGGAUCAAGUAUCUCUUGAACGUAAUGUUCAACCCGUUGGUGAUCUUCAAAUAAUCUGAGUUUUCUCGUCUUUUGCUGCGGCGAUUGGCAUAACUAUCAUUUGAUGUUAAGUUUUAGGUGAGUUUAACCCAUCCAUGUCGUACUGAGAGUUUCAUACUGAUUUAUUUUAAGCAAUUAAGUUAGAUUUAGCAUGCGAGAAAAAGGAUUGCAUUUACGAGUGAUAACUUUAAUUUUUAUGAGCAUUCGACAUGCAAGAAAUGCUGUGAGCAAGAGUUAACACAUAAUAUAGAAAUAAAUCAAUAACUAUUUAUUAUAGCA
Armigeres subalbatus is the source of this 3163-nucleotide messenger RNA. It is a transcript of the gene wfs1, whose product is annotated as wolframin. Gene Ontology annotation, cellular component: endoplasmic reticulum membrane. NCBI's taxonomy places the organism in Eukaryota, Metazoa, Arthropoda, Insecta, Diptera, Culicidae. Gene Ontology annotation, molecular function: protein binding. Bases 167 to 2899 code for a protein of 910 amino acids. The transcript has 3 exons. The record is from RefSeq and is a predicted model, not a curated record. Gene Ontology annotation, biological process: endoplasmic reticulum unfolded protein response; calcium ion homeostasis.